CUGAAGAGCGCGCCGCGAAGGGGACUGGCCGGUUACUUCCUCCGGUGGCGGCACGGAGCGCAGUGCGUCCCCAGCCUCGAGCGCCCGGAGCCGCCCGCCCGCGUCCGGUCAGCGUCCCGGCCCCCGGCCCCGGUGCCCGCGGCUCGGACCCCCGCCCCGUCGCCCUCGCCCGCGUCCGACGCGCACCGCGGAGCCCGGCCCCGAGCCGCCGCCGGCCCUGCCCGAAGCGGCGCGAUGAAUGAUUUUGGAGUCAAGAACAUGGACCAGGUAGCCCCUGUGUCUAACAGUUACAGAGGGACACUCAAGCGCCAGCCAGCUUUGGACACCUUCGAUGGGUCCCUGUUUGCUGUUUUCCCCUCUCUAAAUGAAGAGCAGACACUUCAGGAAGUGCCCACAGGCUUGGAUUCAAUUUCUCAUGAUGCAUCCAGCUGUGAGUUACCUCUGUUAACGCCGUGCAGCAAGGCCGUGAUGAGUCAAGCCUUAAAAGCUACCUUCAGCGGCUUCAAGAAGGAGCAGCACCGUCUUGGCAUCCCAAAGAACCCCUGGCUGUGGACCGAGCAGCAAGUAUGCCAGUGGCUCCUCUGGGCCACCAGCGAGUUCAGCCUGGUCAACGUCAAUCUCCAGAGGUUCGGCAUGAAUGGCCACGUGUUAUGCAACCUGGGCAAGGAGCGUUUUCUGGAGCUGGCACCUGACUUUGUGGGCGACAUUCUCUGGGAGCAUCUGGAGCAGAUGAUCAAAGAAAACCAAGAAAAGACAGAAGAUCAGUAUGAAGAAAAUUCACACCUCAACUCAGUUCCUCAUUGGAUUAAUAGCAAUUCACUAGGCUUUGGCGUGGAGCAGGCAGCGUAUGGCGUGCAGACACAGAAUUACCCCAAAGGCGGCCUCCUGGACGUGUGUCCAUCAUCCUCAGCACCCAGCGUGCUCGGUUCUGAGCAGGACUUUCAGAUGCUCCCCAAGUCUCGACUCAACACCGUCAGCGUCAAUUACUGCCCCGUCAGUCAGGACUUCCCAGGCGGCAGCUUGAACCUUCUCGCUGGCGGUUCUGGAAAGCCCCGGGACCGUGACUCCCCCGAGAACGGCACGGACAGCUUCGAGAGCUCAGACUCGCUGCUGCAGUCCUGGAACAGCCAGUCGUCGCUGCUGGACGUGCAGCGAGUGCCUUCCUUCGAGAGCUUCGAGGACGACUGCAGCCAGUCCCUGUGCCUCAACAAGCCGACCAUGUCCUUCAAGGACUACAUCCAGGAGCGGAGAGACCCGGUGGAGCAGGGCAAACCAGUCAUACCUGCGGCGGUGCUGGCCGGCUUCACAGGAAGCGGACCUAUUCAGCUGUGGCAGUUCCUCCUGGAAUUACUCUCGGACAAGUCCUGCCAGCCGUUCAUCAGCUGGACCGGGGACGGAUGGGAGUUCAAGCUCGCUGACCCGGAUGAGGUGGCCCGCCGGUGGGGGAAGAGGAAAAACAAGCCCAAGAUGAACUACGAGAAGCUGAGCCGCGGUUUGCGCUACUAUUACGACAAGAACAUCAUCCACAAGACGUCGGGCAAGCGCUACGUGUACCGCUUCGUGUGCGACCUGCAGCACCUGCUGGGGUUCACCCCCGAGGAACUGCACGCCAUCCUGGGCGUCCAGCCCGACACGGAGGACUGAGGCCCGCGGGGCCCCGACCGGAGCCGGCCCCGCCCGCGUGGGCCCCCCCGACCCCCCACCCCGAGGACCCUGACAGGCGGCGUUGAUCGCGUCCCGGAGAGUCGCCGCGGAGCAGUGGCCUUGUUCCCUCCGAAACCGCGGGUUUUCCGCCACCGGGAAGCACGGUUUCUCGCUCGGAGAGCCUGCCGACUUGGAACACGCUGCUGAUGACGCUCUUAGCGUUAGAACGGCCGACAAAGAAGCACUGGGAAGCCGCCCUGGCCGCCCCCCACCCCCGAGCAGGCUGUGUGACCGGAACGCCCUGGCUCUCGGAGAGUCUCAAAGGAGCGAGCCUGUCUGGGGCACGCGCAUUUUGGGUUUUUUUGUUUUUGUUUGUUUGUUUCUCGUAAGUUUCUUUCCGCCUCUGGCGGCCGGGAAUCACAAAGGCAGGGGUGUUCUGUUCGGUUCAGAGAGGCGGAGGGGCGGUGCAGGGAGACUGUGGUGCCGUUUCAGGAGUCAGGUUUGUGUAUAUAUGACUGUAAUCUCCUCAUUGCUGUCUGAAUCCUCUAAUGGUCCUAUUUAACAAAAACUGUACAUUGUAAUUUAAAAUAAUUCCGUAAGCGUACGUGGAGCGGGAAUGCAGAGCCCGUGCGGCAUUCUGCAAACGUCGCGUCUGCCCGGCCAGACGCAGAAGUUGUAAAGCCGUGUGUUAUUUACAUUCAAUAUGCCUACAGGUGUAAGUUCUGAGAGGGUCAGUCCCUUGUUUUUGUUUUGUUUUGCCCGGAUUAUCAUCCGGCAAGGACUUUGUACAUUUGGGAAUUUUUAUAAAAACACUUAAUGUUAUUAUCUGGAGGCACAUGUAGCCUCCGCUUUCUCCUUAAUUGUAACGUAAAAGCUAUAGAGCAGUAUUUUUCUUGACGAAUGGCAUAUGUUUUCCAUUUCUGUGCAUGCCUUUAAACCAGUUGAUACGCAAACCUUCUUUUAUUUUUUAGUUCGACCGUGUUUCCCCGACGACUAACGUCCCCUGACCAGCCAUUCCCUUCCCAUGGUCCACCUCCGCGCCCCAAAUUAUU
Panthera uncia (snow leopard) is the source of this 2696-nucleotide messenger RNA. RefSeq names its product ETS proto-oncogene 2, transcription factor (gene ETS2). The record is from RefSeq and is a predicted model, not a curated record. Lineage: Eukaryota; Metazoa; Chordata; Mammalia; Carnivora; Felidae. The transcript has 10 exons. Gene Ontology annotation, cellular component: nucleus. The coding region runs from base 235 to 1644 and encodes 469 amino acids. Gene Ontology annotation, biological process: regulation of transcription by RNA polymerase II; cell differentiation. Gene Ontology annotation, molecular function: DNA-binding transcription factor activity, RNA polymerase II-specific; sequence-specific DNA binding.